AUGUCUGAGGAGUUCUCUCUUCUCGACCACUUGGCGGUGUCGGUCCCGGAGCCCGCCCUCACCGCGGCGGAGAGGCCCCAACAAUAUCGAGUGCUCGCACCCACACGGCGGGCGGCGGAGGGGCCGCAGCGGCGUCAACUCCCAAAGGCGCCAUUCGCCGAUUUCACCGGUGAAGUACUGACCGUCAAGGGGAAGAAUGAGGCAGCAGAUACAGAGUACAUUAUAUAUAAUUCAAGGAUCCCGUCCAUUCAGGCUGUAAAUAUGCAAUUAAUAGAGGAAAAACGAAAAAGGCAUGUAGAAGGAAAUAUCUGUGAUAAAUCUCCUAAUAUUGCGUUUUUUAAAUCACGUGAACGCGAGUAUGCAUUACGACGUCGACGUUUAUUAGAAAAUCUUCAAAGGAUUAAUAUGGAACAGGCUCAACGUAAAAUGGAGGAAAGACAACGCGAACGAGAGAAACGUCUGGGACGCCCAAUCAUGAAGUUAAAAGUUAACUCAGAAGAACCCAAUAGAGAAGUAGUAACUACAAUUACAAGAAAUAAUAAAAGUGAAUCUGAAGCUAUACAAUCUAACGUUUUGGUGGAAACAGAUGGUAAAAAGGAUCUAGAUACGGAAUCUGAAUUUAAAGGCCGAAAUGAACUUGUUUGUUCGGCUUUUCCAUGGGAUAAUGAGUCUCAGAGGGAGAAUAACAGACGAGCAGAGUCUUUAGCUAUAAUGGAAACCAACCGUAAGCUUGCUGAGGAUGCCAAAAAAGAGCAAGAAAUGAAAAAAAUGAAAGAAAUAUCUAUGGAGUUGGCAGCAUUAGAAGAAAAUAGAGCAAAAAUAGAAGAAGAAAAUGCACGUUUACAAGAGAAAAAACGAGCACUACAGCGUAUUCAGAGGAGUUGUAGCUUUAAUACACAUAAAGAAAAUGCCACUACUAGAGUAAAGGACUCGGAUACUUUCUGGGAUUGGUUUCCACGUCCUAAAACCGCAGAUGAGAAUAGAACACGAGAAAAAGAACGAAAAAUAAUGGAGACAAAUAGAAAGAUGGCAGACGAAGCCAAGAGAAGGCGAAUAGAAGAGGAAGAACUUAGAAUACAAAGUGAACGGAAUGAGUUACGAGAAGCUGAAGAGUUAUAUCAAAAACAAAAAGAGCGUAAAAUUAUAGAGAAACGUAAAAAGCAAGAACAAUUUUCCAAAGAUGUUCUUAAUUCCAUAUUGGAACGUGAAGUUAGAAGGCAUGCACUAAUGGAUGAGACACGGCGUGAAGAUGUCUUUUUUCGUGAUAUCGGUUCUAAAUAUACAAAGGGACGACAAGAGAAGGAACAACAUUAUUACGAUUGCUUGAAAAAGGAUAUGGAGUCUGCACGUGAGGCACGACUUGAGGCAAGAGAACGAGAGUUAGAAUAUGAAAAACGUCUUCUUCAAGAAUCUGAGAAGAAAGCACAACUUGAUAGAGAAAAAAAGCAGAAAAGGGCUAAACAAAGACGAGAAUUCUACAUGAGAGCAUUAGAAGAACAAAUUAAUGCAAAAGAGACAAAAAAUUUACUCCGUCACAUACCUCCACCACACUCUGGACCAGAGAGAAAAGUACUGUACCGAUGUCCAGUAACAGGGGAAUUGCUACCUCCAGAGCAGUUUGGUAUUCCUUUAUCACAACUUCAAAGUUUCCGCCGACGUUUCCAGUGA
Trypanosoma theileri is the source of this 1668-nucleotide messenger RNA. RefSeq lists its product as uncharacterized. Bases 1 to 1668 code for a protein of 555 amino acids. The transcript has a single exon. NCBI's taxonomy places the organism in Eukaryota, Euglenozoa, Kinetoplastea, Trypanosomatida, Trypanosomatidae. The record is from RefSeq and is a predicted model, not a curated record.